AUGGCGGGCUCAUCUCUGCCACCUCUAUUUCUCCCUAUUCUCUUGAUUCUCUGCUAUGCAGCACUCCCAACUCAUGCCUUCGGUGCUGGUAACAUUGCUUCCAUCUCCAAGAUUGAAGGAAUGAACUGGCGUCAUGGAGAUAUCGAAGAUACUCUGCUUCAACUGAUGAUGGCGCGUGCUCUGGGUGGGAAGAAGUUUGACUCCAUGACCAUCAAGCGCAUCUACUUUGGAAACUGGUUAAGGGACUACUCCCAAGCUAUUGAUGUUGGCGCGCUCAAAUAUGUUGAAGCACCAACCAUCCGGCUUCUUCUUUGGAUGCUUUCAUUCAUGACGUUUGGGUACGGAACUGGCGCUUUUGAAGUUACAGAGGAAAGACUGGGCUGCUAUCGUCCUGAGGAACACAUUGACAAUCCAAAGGACUAUGCCGAUAACUUGGAUGCUCGCGACUAUGACCAUCGUCUCCGCGGUUUAAUCGACGAAGAAAUCGAACUUGCUAUAGAUCCCCAGACUGGUAUGAAAAAUUACAUCGCCAAUGAGCACAUCCGCGAACUCAAUAAUGGGGAGAGGAUGUACACCAGUGCUGGACUUGUACGCGAUCUCUUCCGACGCAGUAUCGAGCUCGGUAGAAGAUAUGGAAGAGAUAAAACAAACAAGGCCGACAAAUAUGAGGCUCUGAGGUUGAUGGGAACUGGUUUGCAUUGUCUUGAAGAUUUCUCUGCACACUCUAACUACAUCGAGCUUGCCCUAAUUGAAAUGGGAGAGAGGGGGGUUUUCCCGCACACUGGCUCUUAUACAGAGCUUGAUGUGAAUGGAAGAAGGGUCUUUCCUCUUGUGACUGGAACCUUCGGUGGCGUCGAUUUUCUUCACUCAGUUUUGGGUGGUCAACACUCUAUCAUUAGUGACCUUCUCAAAAAACUCCCAAUUGGUGGUGCAGCAGAUCUCGAUUCCCAGGCUACAGAGCUUGAGGAGAAGUCAAAGCUGCAAGCCGAGGCAACCCAACGUGGCGAGCCUUACGGAAUCAAAAACAGCGAACAACUGAGAACAGAUAUUUACCCGUUCCUUGAAUGGCACGACAAGAUCAUGAUGGCCAUCAACAAGGCACUGGAGUCAAUUCCAGGCCUCACUACGAUUGUCGAAAAGCUUUCUGAGGCGGUCAGCAUCUUUGUGUUUUCAUUGAUUGCACCAUUUCUUAUGCCGAUUCUUCAACAAGUAAAGAUCGAGCUUUCUACAGGAUCCAGUGAAGUCAUCGGAAGUAGUAAGAACCUUCAGUUUGUUGUGUUUCACGACCAUUACUCUAGCAACCCUACACACAGUAUGCUAUCGAAGGAUCAUUUCACAAAUUGCUUGAAUGAACCCGCUGGAAAGAUUGCAAGCGAAGUCAUCAAGUACGUCGUCCCAAAGCUCAUGGAUGCCUGGGAUGACGAAUAUAUGGACAUUGAACCCCUACUCAACGACAUUGUCGGUGUAUUCCACCACCCUACCUUUGCCCAUGGAGGUGAUGGUCGUGAUGGUAUUGAGGGCAGACAACGAAUGUUCGGCGUCGUUCAGCAAUGGUGGGGCGAAAAGAGCGAGAAUGAGAGGCAAUUUUUGAGAUACUGCCUUUCACGUGAGGGCGUUGAACAAGGCAAGAACCACAAAGAAGGUCAGCACGAUUCCGGUCAUGGAUGCGGUGCGCCAAUCCACAGAGUCAAACCCAAAAACUCGGGUGGUGAGUUCGGCGUCGGGGGAGACAUGGGAGCUGCCAUGGGAACAGCCCUCGAGCAGGCAUUUACUGGUAACCAGGGUGGCGGAGGAGGCUCGGGCUUGGGCGGAUUAUUUGGAGGAAUUGCUGGCGCAGCUGUGUCAGGAUACCUGGCGCAGCAAAUGGGAGGUGGUAGUGGCGGGGGAGAAAGUCGCUCGAGUGGUUUUGAAGAAGUGAGGGAAAGAGGAUUUGGAGGUGGAUAUGGUGAGCGGGAAUCAGGUUACCAGCGAUCAUACGACCAGAGUGGUGGGGUAGGGACCUAUCAACAAUCUAGUUACGAGCGACCCGUGCCUCGUGAUAACGCGUACCUCCAGAGCGAUUCAUAUGGUUCUGGAGAAGGCCGCCAGUACUACGGUGCAUCCGGGGAGAACGAGUCCUAUGGCCAUGGGGGAAACCACGGACAAAGGGGUUAUGUGGCCCAGGAGAGUUAUACACAAGAUGGAACAUCUGGGUAUGGAAGAGUUGAUUCUUUUGGUACUGGCAGACCGUAUGGAGGGGGGAAUUACGAGCAAGAGGGCUAUGGUCAAGGAUAUGCUGGCGGAUAUCAAGGACAGGCUGCAUAUGGAGGUGGCUAUAGUGCUAACACGGGUGGAUAUAGCAGCCAUCAAGUUUCUUACAGCUCGCAUACGACCCAUGAGACUUCCUCACACGGUGAAAGAUCUUACGAAAGCCGCGAACAGCAUUCACACCACGGCCACCACGGUGGGGAAUACGAUCAUUCUGAAAAGAAACACCGCUCUAGGAGACACGAGGAAGAGGAGGAGGAGGAGGAGGAGGAGGAAGAGGAGGAGGAAGAUGAGGAGGCGAGACGAAAGAGGGAGAAGAAGGAGAGGAAGGAGUUGAAAAGGCGUGAGAAGGAAGCGCGCCGCAGGCGUGAACGCGGCGAGGAUAGCGAGGAAGAAGAAGAAGAAGAAGAAGAGGGAGAUGGGGAGGGAUAUUAUGAGAGUGGAUCUGAGCGCGGAUAUGAUAGGCGCAGGAGAUAUUCUUAA
Molecule: messenger RNA, 2730 nt
Organism: Morchella sextelata
Lineage: Eukaryota; Fungi; Ascomycota; Pezizomycetes; Pezizales; Morchellaceae
Exons: 9
Coding region: 1-2730 (909 amino acids)
Source: RefSeq, a predicted model, not a curated record